UCAACUGUCGAACAUAGUUGCUAAAAUGUCGCGAAGUCCUGCAGAAAAUCAGCUGAACAUUUACAGAGAUGGUCAGAAGGAAACCCCUGUGAUAACUACGAGCAAUGGGAAUCCGAAGGGCACUCAAACGGCCUCGGCCACGGUUGGAGAGCGAGGUCCUAUGGUGCUGCAAGAUGUGCACUAUUUGAACGAUAUGUCCCACUUUGAUCGCGAACGGAUUCCGGAACGUGCAGUCCACGCCAAGGGUGGUGGUGCGUUCGGGUACUUUGAGGUUACCCACGAUAUCACUCAGUACUGUGCCGCCAGGGUCUUCGAGAAAGUCGGCAAACGAACACCGGUAGCCGCGCGAUUUUCUACCGUUGGAGGAGAAAACGGAUCGGCUGAUACGGUGCGUGAUCCGCGAGGCUUCGCAAUCAAAUUCUACUCCGAAGAUGGCAUAUGGAACCUGGUCGGAAACAAUACCCCUAUAUUCUUCAUCCGAGACCCAAUCCUUUUCCCCAGCUUCAUCCAUACUCAAAAACGUAAUCCCCAAACCCAUCUCAAGGAUCCGGAUAUGUUUUGGGACUUCAUAAGCCUGCGUCCCGAAACUACCCACCAAGUUAUGAUCCUCUUCUCGGACCGUGGUAUCCCGGACGGAUUCCGACACAUGCACGGCUACGGGUCCCAUACCUUCAAAAUGGUCAACGCUGCCGGAAACCCCAUCUACUGCAAGUUCCACUGGCGAACUAACCAAGGCAUCCGGAACUUGGACGUUGAUCGAGCGGGUCGCAUAGUAUCCACCGAUCCAGACUACAGCAUCCGGGACCUCUACAACGCAAUAGCCAAGGGACAAUUCCCUAGCUGGAACCUCUACAUCCAGGUUAUGACCUUCGAGGAAGCCGAAAAGGUCGCCUUCAACCCCUUCGAUGUGACCAAAGUAUGGCCCCAUGCCGACUACCCCUUGAUCCAGGUAGGACGCAUGACUCUGGACCGUAACCCGGCAAACUACUUCGCCGAAAUCGAGCAACUUGCUAUGGACCCCUCGAUGAUGGUCCCUGGAAUCGAACCUUCCCCGGACAAAAUGCUUCAAGGUCGUCUCUUCUCCUACUUCGACACCCAACUCCACCGCCUUGGACCUAACUACAUGCAGAUUCCCGUCAACUGUCCUUACCGAGCCAGAGUCAAAAACUACCAGAGGGACGGCCAAAUGACCGUAACCGAUAACCAAAACGGAGCCCCCAACUAUUACCCCAACUCAUUCAACGGUCCACAGCCUUGCACCUACGUUCAUCGUUUGCAGAACUCGUACUUCAAGGCAACAGGUAACGUCUACAGAUACGAAACCGGAGACGAAGAUAACUUCUCCCAGGCGGCCGUUCUCUAUCGGCGGGUCCUAAACGAUGCAGAAAAGCAACGCCUGGCGGAUAACAUCGUGAAUCAUGUGGUCAAUGCGUCCCCGUUCAUUCAGGAUCGGGUCGUGGCCAACUUUACCCAGGUGGAUGCCGAUUUCGGGCGCCGUUUGACCGAGGGAUUGAAGGCGCGCCAUAUGCGCACCUUGUGAGGAGUUAUCGGUGAUCGGAAGGAGUGUGGUCAGUGAAUUUUAAUCUUUGUGAGGUUGUGGGUUAAUUCUGAGAGAAGGAAAAUCAAAUGAGUGAUCAAAUAAAAUGUGUAUGAUGAAUUCACCUUUUAACAAUAGACAUGUCCUCUAUUGUAGUAAAAAAAGCACAAAAGGGUCAAUUUAUAAUCGUAAUAGGACAAGCAAAUUACUUACAGAUGACUCCCUGAGAAACAGUGUAUUAUUCAAAAUAAUAUUGAG
Messenger RNA from Uranotaenia lowii, 1795 nucleotides. RefSeq names its product catalase-like. Gene Ontology annotation, molecular function: heme binding; catalase activity. Gene Ontology annotation, cellular component: peroxisome; mitochondrion; cytoplasm. The record is from RefSeq and is a predicted model, not a curated record. Gene Ontology annotation, biological process: response to hydrogen peroxide; hydrogen peroxide catabolic process. The coding region runs from base 26 to 1540 and encodes 504 amino acids. The transcript has a single exon. Lineage: Eukaryota; Metazoa; Arthropoda; Insecta; Diptera; Culicidae.